UAAGAAUGUACUAAAACAGUUCUCUCAUUCUAGUGCUUCCAGCGAAAUUAUCAGAGACAUCAUCAGCUAUUCACUACAUGUACAUAAAAGGACAUAAUGUUGUCGACAGCAAUCCUUGUAAACCAGCUGACAGAACGCUCUUUGUCCUGAGUGUUCCACCAUAUUGUAAUGAGGAAUGUCUGGAGAGACUUUUCUCAGAGUGUGGUGCUGUAGAGAAGGUGCACAUACACCAGAAGCCUACGAGUAGCACGCCUAAUGAUGAAACCUCUAAUUUUUUUAAGACAUCUCCAAGCUGUAAGGGAUACAAAGUUGCAUAUAUCGUAUUCAAGACCACAGGAUGCAUUCAAAAAGCGAAAGAGAUGUCAGCAAAAUCUCCAUCAGUUCUCUUCUCGGACGAACAUCUCGGGAUUACUGGAAUGCAAAAAUGGUGUCAUGAAUAUAUCAAUGAGAAUUCUGUGGAUACAGAAGCCCUUCAGGCAGAGGUGGAUGAAUAUAUUGCUGAAUAUGACAAAAAGAUAAAAGAGGAGAAGAAACGUGAGAAGGACUCCGUCGGGCAGGCAGAUGAUGAAGGAUGGGUAACGGUGGUGAGACACGGCAAGAAGCCGGGUCUGGCAAGAACCGAGGCGUUCAAUAAGCGUAUUGCACAGCGCGAACGCAAGAAGCGACAAAAGCAGGAGCUGAAGAACUUCUACGCAUUCCAGAUACGAGACUCGAAACGAGAACAUCUAGCUCAACUGCGACAAAAGUUCGACGAAGACAAGAAAAAGAUUAGUGCAAUGAAGUCUCAGAGAAAGUUUAAACCAUUUUAGAUGCAAGUAGAUUGCAAAAAUAAGUAUUUUGUAAACAAAGUAAUACUACAUUCAAUACAUGUACAUACAUAUGCAUGAUUUAAUGAUGAUACUUGGAAAUAUAGACUAAUACGUCCCCUUAUCAAUUAU
Molecule: messenger RNA, 938 nt
Organism: Priapulus caudatus
Lineage: Eukaryota; Metazoa; Priapulida; Priapulimorpha; Priapulimorphida; Priapulidae
Product: ribosomal RNA-processing protein 7 homolog A-like
Exons: 6
Coding region: 78-809 (243 amino acids)
Biological process (GO): rRNA processing; ribosomal small subunit assembly
Cellular component (GO): CURI complex; UTP-C complex
Molecular function (GO): RNA binding
Source: RefSeq, a predicted model, not a curated record